This is a messenger RNA of Fibroporia radiculosa, 369 nucleotides long. RefSeq lists its product as uncharacterized. Bases 1 to 369 code for a protein of 122 amino acids. Lineage: Eukaryota; Fungi; Basidiomycota; Agaricomycetes; Polyporales; Fibroporiaceae. Gene Ontology annotation, molecular function: racemase and epimerase activity, acting on carbohydrates and derivatives. The transcript is spliced from 3 exons. The record is from RefSeq and is a predicted model, not a curated record.
AUGUCUAUCCCUCAUACAAAGCGUAUUUGCCAGAUUAUUAAGUUGAAACCGGAAGCAGAGGCAGAGUACAAGACCCUGCACGCAGCGGCAUGGCCAGGUGUCCUCGCGGCCCUCACCCAGCACCACAUUGCGGACUAUUCGAUACAUUACUAUUCCCCUCUGCAUUUGCUCAUCGCCAACUUUAAAUACACGGGCACCGAUUUUGAAGGGGACAUGCAGCAGAUCGCAGAAGAUCAGGAGACUCGUAGGUGGUGGGCGUUGACGGAUGGAAUGCAGGAGAGCUUCGUGGAAGGUGCGCAGGGAAGUGGCGGGAAGGUUUCCUGGUGGCUGGAUCUUGAGGAAGUAUUCAGACUUGAAGGACAAACUUGA